AUUAAAGUGUGUCAGUAAAGAAAAGAUAACACACUUACCAGUUUGGCGUCAAAAAGGAAGAUCAAAAUGGCAAAGCAGUCGGUCCCGACCUUUCUUCUCCUAUUCAUCCUUGCUGUUACAGUGGCACACGGCCACACUAACCAGGAACCUCAUCAAGACGGUGUAGGGCAUGUGACCCGAGAUGAAGUAACGAAAGACAUGUACAACACCCUGAUGGAGAGACUAGAACGACAGGAGGCAUCUCUUUGGUAAUUGCAGACAACGGUAGCAGAGAAAGAAAAGCGAGUAGAAAGGCUAGAAAACGAACUGCAAGAAAUAAAGAUGGAAGUUGGAGUUCAACAACGCCACCAAGUCCCCUCCAGUGAAACUGUUCCGAAGCAUCUGAAGGAAAUGCCACAGUUUUCUCCGAAUCGACAACAAGAUGGCGAUUCAGAGGAAGUCUACCAAACAACAAUUCCUACACCUGAUGAUGCCAAAGCGUACAUGGUCAAGAGACAGAGAAGAACCAAUACCGGUGUUGCAUUUAGCACAUCCAUGCAGAACGAUGCGACUGUUCACGAGCACGAGACGCUGGUAUUUGGUCACGUGAUAUUGGAUGAAGGCAGCGGAUACAGUGGUGAUGGUGCAUAUACAGUCCCACAGAGUGGUGUGUAUGUCUUUACUUGGUCUAUCACUUCCGAAACAAAUCAUCAUGGUACGAAUGACAUUCACACCAAUUUGAUGCUGAACGGAUUGGAUGUUGGUGGGAUAGAUUCGGACGCAGAUGCAAACAACUGGGGAAGUGCAACUGGUGUGGUUGUAAUGUCUGUUGAGGCAGGAGAUCAUGUAUACAUACGUGUGACUACCGGCUCGUCGGGUAAAAUAAUAAGCCGUCCGGAAUCUAAAUCGACCUUUUCGGGAUGGCUUUUGUUCUAGACAAAACGUAUAGGCUGAUCAUACAAGCAGAAAGGCGUUGUCUUUGAAAGGAAAAUUUUGAUAAACGUACAUAUAAUUUAACAACACUCACUGCAGCAGUAGACCAGUUCAUCCUCAUUUGAUAUUACAAACUUUUUUAUCAAAUGAGAACACAGCGUCAAGCAAUGUUGUUUGGAAAAGUUAUACUGCAUACAAAAUAAUAAAGUUUUAACAAUUUAAAUUAAUUUCCUUAACAAUAAUUUAAAAGAUGCUACUAUUUUGUC
This is a messenger RNA of Mizuhopecten yessoensis (Yesso scallop), 1178 nucleotides long. RefSeq lists its product as uncharacterized. The record is from RefSeq and is a predicted model, not a curated record. Gene Ontology annotation, molecular function: protein binding. The coding region runs from base 322 to 915 and encodes 197 amino acids. The transcript has 3 exons. Lineage: Eukaryota; Metazoa; Mollusca; Bivalvia; Pectinida; Pectinidae.